This is a messenger RNA of Cavia porcellus (domestic guinea pig), 2628 nucleotides long. RefSeq names its product EF-hand domain family member B (gene Efhb). Lineage: Eukaryota; Metazoa; Chordata; Mammalia; Rodentia; Caviidae. Bases 131 to 2593 code for a protein of 820 amino acids. The record is from RefSeq and is a predicted model, not a curated record. The transcript is spliced from 13 exons. Gene Ontology annotation, molecular function: calcium ion binding.
UGAAUUCCGCUCAGAGUUGGAGGCAGGCAGGAGGCGGUGGGCAGGUGGUCCUACUGGGGAUGUGCUUUCGUGAGAGAGGAUUCUUCCCAGGGAUUGAAAACUGGAGCUAAGGACAGCUCUCCCGUUAGAGAUGAGAGCCCUUGGCAGAACGAAGGUGUCUGAGGGGAAAUUUCCCCUGAGCGUGGAAUUGGGCAAGGAUGAUUCAGGAGUCCAGAGGAUCAGUACAGGAAUGAAAUCUCCCAAGGAGUUAGGGACUGACAUGGGAUUAGGACAAGACUCCCAAUGGAGGGAGAGGCCUGGGGUUGGCAGUAAAUAUACGGAAAGGGGGGCCUUACCAGAAACAAAGUCUUUGGGCAAUGAGCUUGAAUUGCGGUUGAAAAGACAGACCCUCACAGAGAGGGGCAGUCUAGGGCUCAGUGGGGUCUCGGCUUUACAGGAAACAGAACCCCUGGGCAUGUCACCAGGGAGACGGGUGGCACUGGAGAAUGAGUGUUGUGUGGGACAGCCUCCCUCAGGCGUGGUGUGUGGAAGUCCACAGGCUGUGGACAGCAGAAAAGCUUCUGUGGCUGGUGGCCCUGAAGGAACAGAGCAGUCUGUUCUAGGCUUACAAGGAAGACCAGGGCUGGAAGAAGAAUCCACCUGCGUUGUGAUGAAAUCCAGCACAGAGGUGAAGCCUCCUGUGGAGGUGGACACUGGCCUACCCCAAACGGAGUCAGAUGUCACAGAGCCCCAGAUGGGCUUGGUCAUAGAACCUUCCCCGUGCCAGCUUGCUCAACCCCCUGAGGAGGCUGGCACUCCUCUUCCCCCAGUGGAACGUCCGGACUGCAUCAGACCCAUAUACUCUGGGAAGUUUGUGGAUCGGAUGCCUUGCUGGCCGACGGCAGGGAAAGUGUCUCCAGUUGGAUACAGAGUUGCAACUUGCUUAACUGAAAAACUUCCUAGGCUAAUUACUCCACCAGAGGCAAAAAAGUAUUUCAACUUCAGGUACCCACCUCCUGGGGCCGAGAGAAUAUUCUAUGGCAAAGCAAAUGAUCCCCGAAUUGCACCAUACUUGACACAUGGAAUAAGAUCUAAAAUUUCAAUACCGGUAAAUGCAUUGAUAAACCCACAGCCUAUCACCACAUUUCAACAGAAAAUUAGAGAUAAAAAAGAGUCUAUAUAUUAUAGCAAUCGGUGGGCACCAUUAGGAAAAUCUCAUGAUCAAACACCGGGAUUACCUAAAGGAAUGGACAUAAUCAAUACGACGUUUGGGACAGCAGUCAUCAGAGAGGUCUCCGCUAGAGAUGUAGUGAAUCCACCAAAGUCCUAUGAGGAAGUAUUUAAAGAAGGAGGAGAAGGACACGACUUGUAUGUCAUUUCUCACAAUGAUUAUUAUGCGGGAGAAGCAAAGAACAGAAAGUAUAACCCGAAAAGUUUCCACCGGUUUGACUUAUUUGGUGUCCCCACGCCACAUUGUAAUGACGGAAAAAACAUGGCAAAAAGUUUACAUUGGCUCCAUGAACUACAGAUGAAAAGAGGAGCUAAAAUUGUGUCCAAGAGAGUUGAUGAUUUUAAAGAAAAAUUUCAACAUAAACUUGGAAGAGUUUUAGAUCCCCUUGCAGAAACAAUGACUGUUCCCCAAGGCCACACAUUUGGAGCUUGUCUGUCUCCUGAGGAAUAUGGAGCUGACGAUCUCAUCUAUAACAGGCACCCAGGUGAAUAUCUUCGAGGAAAGACUAGACAGCGAGCCCUGGUUGCUGCAGUCCGACAUCACUUGAAGAAAUUUAAUUAUCAAAACUUUGACACUUUGCUGGCAGCCUUCAGGCACUAUGACAAGAAGGGAGACGGGAUGAUAGACAAAGCAGAGCUGCAGGAAGCUUGUGAUCAGGCCAAUGUGCAUUUAGAUGAGACCCUCCUCACCCAGCUGUUUGACUACUGUGAUGUGGAUGGCGAUGGCCUGAUUAACUACCUGGAAUUUGCAAAUUUUCUUACCUGGAAAGACAAUAUACCUCUUACAGAUUAUGAACAGAAGGUCAUUAUUAAAGGUAGAAAACCAGAUUGUGCAAACCCUGCUGAGGCUAACGUGAAAGAGUCUGAACCAACUCUUCUGAUAAAGCCUGAAGAUAUUGUCUUAAAAGAGCCAGGGAGCUCAGAGAAGGUUGUUCGGACGCUUCAGAGACCAAACGAUAAAGUGUCUCAUUUCUAUAAGACAAGCUCUUCUGAGAUCAGUUCGGUCGUGGGAGCUGUUCCUGCUAUCUGUUACCCCAUCCAUGGUGUUCCAACUGUUCGAGCUGAUAUUCCUGCUCCUCGGAUUCGUCGCGUCAGCGAUAGAACUAAUUAUGGUGAAGAAGGCAAUGCUUACUCUUUAUUACAUCCUACCAUCUUUGCGCAGAAAGGAGUGUUUGAAAGAGAUUUCUUCAAGAACAGAUCCAAAGAAGAGAUUACAGAGAUACUAUGUAACAUUGGCAUCAAACUUUCUGAAGAAGAAUUUGAAAAUGUGUGGAAUCUUGCAUCUAAAAAACAUCACAGAGGAGAAGUUUGUGUUGAGAAUAUCAGAAAUGUUCUAGAUGAACUACAGCAUGCAGACCGGAUCAAAUGUAAAAAUUCCAAGUGAUAUUUAUGGAAUUCAUGAAUUUAAAUAAAAGAAUU